Messenger RNA from Neoarius graeffei (lesser salmon catfish), 4435 nucleotides. Its product is annotated as nuclear factor of activated T-cells, cytoplasmic 1-like. The record is from RefSeq and is a predicted model, not a curated record. Gene Ontology annotation, molecular function: RNA polymerase II cis-regulatory region sequence-specific DNA binding; DNA-binding transcription factor activity, RNA polymerase II-specific; transcription factor binding. The coding region runs from base 281 to 2920 and encodes 879 amino acids. Gene Ontology annotation, cellular component: transcription regulator complex. NCBI's taxonomy places the organism in Eukaryota, Metazoa, Chordata, Actinopteri, Siluriformes, Ariidae. Gene Ontology annotation, biological process: cytokine production; regulation of transcription by RNA polymerase II; calcineurin-NFAT signaling cascade. The transcript is spliced from 10 exons.
CUCACUAUGAGAAGCGCCAGAGCGGGUGCGGAAUGACUGACGCCUGACCUGACGCGCCGCGCUCGCGCUCUGCACCGAAACGCGUAAAACAGCCGCGACGCACCGGAUCUGGAUGCGCACUUCACUUCACUUCACUUCACUUCACUUCACUUCACACUGAUCUCGCUCAGCAUUUCACAGUUGCACUCGCUUGACAUUUUCUUUUCUUUCUUUUUCCUCCCCCUUUGAUCUUCUUUGCAUUGGAAAGUUUGCGCGCUCCCGUGUCGAGUCGACAGGGUGAAUGCCCGCGCCUUCGUGCACGCGUCCCGAUUCGAGCGCCAACCUCACGCGGCCGGCUUUGGGCAAACGGAGAGGGUCCGAGCUCUGCGGCUCCGGACGGGUCAGCAUGAAGUCUGCGGAAGAAGAGGCUUUUAGCUAUACGCCAAAUGUGAGUCUGUCUCUCCCCCUUGGCAUGGCCAACCCCUGCUUGGCAUCGCAGUACCACAAUCUUCAAUCAAGCCCUGUUAUCUCGGUCUCGUCAUGCCACCAAGCAAGCUACGGACUCCAUGAGAACACCAUGGCUCCGAACUACUACUUCCCCGGGCUCCGUCCCAAUGGCGCACCCCCUCUGGAGAGGCCACGCAUUGAGAUCACCACCUACGGCCAGAUGCCUGAGGAAGAGGUGGAGGAAAGUGGCAGCAUGGGCCCUGUGGCUAAGCGAGUCAACAUCGUGACCUUGACCUUGCCCAGUGCUGAUGGGUACCGUGACCCAAGCAGUCUGAGUCCAGCAAGUAGCUGCAACUCGGAGGCCUCAUAUGAGUCUGGUUUCUACAACUAUGAAAAUUCACCCCAGAACUCACCCUGGCAGUCACCCUGUGUCUCGCCCAAAGGCUCAUCGUCUUCUAUGCUGUCUUGCCCCCCUCAUGGGCAUGUCCCCGGUCCCUCCCCUCAUCACUCCCCUUCCACCUCCCCCAACGAUGAGAUCGGAAGUCACGGCAAGCGGAAGUACAGCUUCAACGGCACCCCUUAUGGGCACGCAUCAGGUCUCUCGCCCAACCAUUCACCCGGGGCUUCACCUCAGGGUUCACCAAGGCUUGAGGAAAAUUGGCUGGGAACCACCAACCAGUACACCAAUUCAGCCAUCGUAGCAGCCAUCAAUGCCCUCAGUACAGAUGGCAUACCUGAUCUCGGGGAUGGUGUUCCCAACAAGAGCCGGAAGACCAGUGUAGAGCACAAUGUCAGCAUGAGCCUGAAGGUGGAGCCGGCAAACGACGAUGCAGGGACAGAACUUGGCCAGGAGGACUAUACUAACUCCAACCGUAUGCCAUUCAAGAAGGAGAGCUAUUGCUCAGGAUUCUUGGAUGUGCCUCCUCACCCGUACUCAUGGCCCAAGCCCAAACCUUACCUCAGCCCGUCCCUCCCGGCUCUUGAUUGGCAGCUGCCAUCCUGCUCAGGUCCUUACAAUCUGCAGAUCGAGGUGCAGCCCAAAUCCCACCACCGUGCCCACUACGAGACGGAGGGCAGCCGAGGGGCAGUGAAGGCCCUGUCAGGAGGGCACCCUGUGGUGCAGCUCUACGGCUACAUGGAGAGUGAGCCGCUAACGCUCCAGCUUUUCAUUGGCACGGCAGAUGACCGACUUCUGCGACCGCAUGCCUUCUACCAGGUUCACCGCAUCACCGGCAAGACCGUCUCCACUGCAAGCCACGAGUCCAUGCAAUCCAACACAAAGGUGCUGGAGAUCCCUCUGCUGCCUGAGAACAACAUGAGAGCCAUAAUCGACUGUGCUGGGAUCCUGAAGCUCCGAAACUCAGACAUCGAGCUGAGGAAGGGUGAGACAGACAUCGGCCGCAAAAACACUCGAGUCCGAAUGGUGUUCCGUGUUCACAUCAACCAGCCCAACGGCAGGACUGUGUCUCUACAAGCCGCAUCCAACCCCAUAGAGUGCUCCCAGCGUUCAGCACAGGAGCUGCCUUUGGUGGAUAAGCAGAGCCUGGAUAGCUACCCAGCAUCAGGAGGUAAAAGGAUGCUCCUCAGCGGCCAUAACUUCCUCCCCGAGUCCAAAGUCAUGUUUGUAGAGAAGGCCCAAGAUGGACACCAUGUAUGGGAGACAGAAGCCAAUGUGGACAAGGAUUCUCGCAAAUCUACUUCUUUGGUGGUGGAGAUCCCUCCUUACCGCAAUCAGAGGAUAUCCAGCGCCGUGCCUGUUAGCUUCUACGUCUGCAACGGCAAGAGGAAGAGGAGCCAGUAUCACCGCUUUACCUACCUGCCGUGCAACGUUCCGAUGAUAAAGACAGAGCCGGCUGAUGACUAUGAGUCCCGGAUGUCCAUACAUGCAAAUCCCUACUUCGGCCAGCAAAGACUGCCUACCAUGAUGCCUUUGGAUGACCCUGAGCCCUGCAUGGUGGCCAGCUAUGCCCCCUGUGUGUCCCACCCCACCCCUAUACUAUGCUCUUCCCCCAGCUCUAGCCCUAAACUCCAUGACCUGUCUCCUGUACCCUUUCCUAAGUGCCUGAGCAACAGCCCUACACACUCCACCAUGCCUGGAGGUAUGGCAUCCAUUCAGGAUCCACCCACCCACCAUGGGCUGACCCUACCCAGCUCCCCUGACCCCACCUCCCUCGCCAUGCACCACCCUCAGGGUAGUCCGCACCUUGGCAGCCCCUCAUACCACCCCCUGUACCCCAACAGUAGUCCCUCCUCAUCUCCUACUUCCCAUCCUUCAACGCCUGGGGCUGCAGCAGAAAGCCCUUAUCUGGCCACCUUUGGCUCCACUCAGCCCAGAGGAAGCCCACCCACCCUGUUAGCAGACGAUCACGCCUCCCCUGCGCUACCUGUUACCAUCAAACAAGAACCACAGGAGCUUGACCAAAUGUAUCUGGAUGAUGUCAACGAGAUUAUCAGGAACGACCUAUCCUGCACUUCCUCUCACGGUCACUCAUAGAUGAACAUGAACAUGCCUGACGAAAGAAGGGACCAAGAUGUCUUCCCUCUGAAGCCUCCCGCAAUUGGACAAUCAGUCCUCACGUUUAGAGGAACUUCUCUGAGGACAACAUGACGUCAUGUUUCACAUGAAAGGCCUUAAAUUCAAUGGUGUAUUUUUCAAAAAAAAAAAAAAACACCAUGAAAAGCAGUGACUGUUUAAUUUGUUGGUUAUUUUUGUUCUUGCUCUUGCCUUAAAACAUUAGAACUGCGUGACGGUGGACCAAGAUCUUACAAAGACUUUAUUCUUGUCUUCUUGACGUGUGGACGUCCUGGUGUUCAGGACAAACGCUGUCCAAAUGACGUUUCAUAGCAAUUAGUCCCGAAUGGUUCGUCACGCGGGACAGAUUCUGCAGUGCCUUGCUGCAAGUGCAAAUGGGGAUGCAAUUCCGUUCAUCUUCUUCACUUCACUUCCUUUUUUAUACUUUUACACUUUGGUCGCUCGUUUGUUUACAGUGAAUAUGAAAGGCUGGAAUGUGUAGAUGUGUGUGGAAACGUGUGAAUAAAGUAGACCUGUGUUUAGACCAUGUUUUUUUUUUUUUUUUAAUACACCAUAUACAUAUAAAGAUGUCGGUAGUACAACUGUCGUUGUAUAAAAGUGUAUGUUUAAUGUGCUGUAUAUAUGCCUUAAUGAACCUUUGUCAUUCCCUAUGUAGUGCAUGGUCUCUUGGUGAAAUUGGACCGCCAAUUGGACUACCUCCCUGAUGCCCUUGUACCCCAGAACUAUAGCAAGAAGCAAAGUGGCAAACAAGCUUUGACCAAGAAUCACAGGAUUCCAGCUGAGAGAAAAGAAAAGCACUUAUUCCCGUGGCAGUGGUCACUUACCAAUUUCCUGGAGAUCAUCACUGUGUCCCAAAUUUUCAGAGUCGUAGCCAGUUAGAGUAAAAUGGCAGGUGUAGUUUGUGACUAAGACUAGCAAACAUUAGAAUAUAGUCGCUGUGUGUUCAUGUCAUCUGUCAUUAACAGAACUGAUUUUGCAAUUUUAUACCACAGCGCUCGCUCUUGAGUAAUCCAUUCUGAUUGGUCAGAGGGUGUUGAUUCAUUUUCUAUACCAACACAGUGGUACGGACAGCGGUUCCGUCUGCAAGGUUUUUAUUAAUGCAUUCAUUCGAAUAUAGUAUAGUUUCUACGGUAACACAAGUUUUGUAUGCUUCACGUAAACAGAUUUUAAAAAGAUGUAUGUAAUUAUAGAUAUCGUGAUGUUUUUACCUGUAAGGAAAUGUUUAUCACUGGAAGGAGUCUCCAGUGUGAAGUAAAGUUGUAAAAGUUUUUGUCAGGAUUGCGUUUCGUUUUUUAUUAUUCUUCUCAACGUCAUGACAAAGACAAAAAGAAAGCCUAGUGAAGGAAAGACCGUUUAUAGCUGCUAAAUGCUAAUAGUAGUGAUAAUAGUGAUAACGGUAACUGGAUGUCCGAUAACAUUAAACCUAACUGUAAACAAUUUAUUUUUUUUAAAGUACAAUGUGCCAUUCUUUAAUAA